UACUUCCCUGGCAGUUGGUCCCAGGCGGCCCUGCCCAGGCACGGCUGAGGAGGUAGGGUAUAGGAAGGGGAAGCCCCCUUGGUUUCUGUCUCACAGCAGGGACCCAGCAGGGAAACCCCAUGGGUCCUAAAAGGAAAGUGGCAGCAGUGGGCUUGGGGGAAGACCAAGAAACCCCCAUCUUCUCCCUGAAGAUGGGAAAUCUAGGGUGGGGCUGAGGGCGGGGCUGUGCUGGAAGGAAGAUCUGUAACCGGCCCUGACGGCCCCUGACAGCCGUCUACAGAGCAGAAACACCAGAACUAUUCUGGGACCUGGCUGAGCCCUGAUCCUGACCUCACAGAACCCCAACCUGGCCACAGACUGAGCCCUGACCCUGGUCAUCAACUGAGCUCUCAUCCCAGCCCAAGCCUGAGUCCUGACCUGAGUCACAGGCUCAGUCGGAACCUUGGCCGCAGACUGAGGUCUGGGCCCCAUUUGGCUUGAGCUCUAAGCCCAAUCCUAACUGGCCCCUUGCAGAGCCCCCAGGUCAUUGAUAGCUCUGACCCCAAACACAGGCAGAGGCAGGAUGUUGGUCCCAGACAAAGCUCUGAGUCCAGCCCUAGACCAAGUCCUGAUCAUAGUUAUAGACUGAACACUAAUCCUGGAUCUGCCUCUGGCUGAAGUCUGAGCUUGGCCCUGAAUGAACGUGUUCUCAUCCAGCCCUGACCCUGACUAUAGACUGAACUCUGACUCUGCCCAGACUGAGACCCCACGGCCUCACACAAAACCCCAUCCCAGCUACCCACUGAGCCUUGACUUCCCUGGCACUCCCUCCCUCAGCCAUCUGGUAAACCAGAAGAGAGUAAGGAUGACUCAAAACCCCAAGUCCCCUCUAAUGGGCAAUCCCCUUACCUGGCCAUCCGUCUUUUGAAGGACAGUGAGCUGGUGAUGGCAUUAGGAUGAUGAUGACAAAGAAGAGAAACAGGAGGGGGUUAGAGUCUCUGGGAUCUAGCAGCAAGCAGAGCAGGGUGGCUCACCCAAGAGUGGGGAAGUGAGGGCAGGGCUGGACCUGGUAGAGCAGCAGGGAGUCAGGAGCUGCGAUUGACCGAAACCCCAGCUUCCCACCACCCUCACUGCACCUCCCACCCCCUCUGGGAAGGGAAAUUACAUUUCCCCAUUUUAGCAAGGGGUGGUGAGAGGGAAGACUGAGUGAACACAAAGCCGAAAGUACAAGCAGGACGGAAAGUGAAACCGGGCGCAGCCCCCAGUAUAAGACUCCCCCUGCCCGGGAGAUGGCUGUCCAAAGAGGCUGGCCCCACCAUGGGCCAGACGGCAGGCGACCUUGGCUGGCGGGUCAGCCUUUUGCUACUCUCCUUGCUCCUGGCUCGAGCUGGUGUCUGGGGAUUCCCGAGGCCCCCAGGGAGGCCCCUCCGGAGCCUGCAGGAGUUGCAGAGGGAGUUCAAGGUCAGCCUGCAUCUCUCCAGGAAGCUGCUCUCCGAGGUUCGGGUCCAGGCCCGUGACUUUGCUGAAUCUCACCUGCCAGGAGUGAACCUGGACCUUCUGCCCCUGGGAGAGCAGCUCCCCAACGUUUCCCUGACCUUCCAGGCCUGGCGUGGCCUCUCUGACCCAGAAAGACUCCGCUUCCUCUCCAUGACACUUCACCCCUUCCAUACCCUGUUGGGAGGGCUGGGGAGCCAGGGGUUCUGGACCAGUUCAGAGAGGUUGCAGCUGUGGGCCAUGAGGCUGGAUCUCCGAGAUCUGCAGCAGCACCUCCGCUUCCAGGUGCUGGCUGCAGGAUUCAACCUCCCUGAGGAGGAGGAGAAUGAGGAGGGGGAGGGGCUGCUCCCAGGGGCUCUGGGCGGCCCCUUGCAGAUGUCAGCCCAGGUGUCCUGGCCCCGGCUCCUCUACACCUACCAGUCGCUACACUCCUUGGAAAUUGUCUUGUCUCGGGCGGUGAGGGACCUGCUGCUGCUCUCCCAGGCCGGGAACCCAGCCCAGGCCUUGGGGUUCCCCACACCCAGCUCCCAGCCCUGAUGGAGGGUGACUUCUUAGCCCCUUCCCUCCACCCAUCAGGACUUGAGGACUGGAGUCUGGGCCAGCAGACAGGCUCCGGCUCAUCUGCCUUAGACAAGGCACGACUCCACUGUUCUCCUGCCCCAGACCCUAUCCAAUAACUUAAGGCCCCUCCAGUCCUUGCCAGAUAUUUAUUUCUUAGAUAUUUAUUUAUUGUUUAGAAAAAUGGUUUAUUUAUUGUUUCGCGGACCUGCUGGUCAUCCUCAGACUAGGCUGCCACGCUGGGUGCCUAAUAAAGCACUCUCGCCCUC
This is a messenger RNA of Orcinus orca (killer whale), 2300 nucleotides long. RefSeq names its product interleukin 27 (gene IL27). The coding region runs from base 1297 to 2010 and encodes 237 amino acids. The record is from RefSeq and is a predicted model, not a curated record. Gene Ontology annotation, biological process: regulation of T-helper 1 cell differentiation; regulation of T cell proliferation. NCBI's taxonomy places the organism in Eukaryota, Metazoa, Chordata, Mammalia, Artiodactyla, Delphinidae. The transcript is spliced from 5 exons. Gene Ontology annotation, molecular function: interleukin-27 receptor binding.